This is a messenger RNA of Tetrahymena thermophila SB210, 939 nucleotides long. Its product is annotated as tetratricopeptide repeat protein. The record is from RefSeq and is a predicted model, not a curated record. Gene Ontology annotation, molecular function: protein binding. The transcript has a single exon. NCBI's taxonomy places the organism in Eukaryota, Ciliophora, Oligohymenophorea, Hymenostomatida, Tetrahymenidae.
AUGCUUCCAAAUACAUAAUAGAUUUUCUAAAAUAUCUAAAAUCAAGAACCAAAUCAAAUUGGUUUCCCUUCUAUGUAAAGAGGUAUACCUAAAACCUAAACUUAGUAAAUAAAAUCCUACAAAAGAGUUAUUGAAAAUGUUUAUGUAAGUGAUGAGGAAUUAAGAUAAGGGGAAGGAGAUUUUGAUCUAAAUCUUAAAAAGGCUAAGUAUUUCAUGUAAUAGGACAGCUAUAAAGAUGCAAUAGAUAGCUUAAAAAAAGCUAUAGAACAAAAUCCGAAUCAAAUUCAACCUUAUUUAUUACUAGGCGAGUCAUUUAGAUCCAGCCAAAAAUUCGAAGAAGGUUUAAAGUAUUUUGAAGAAUUGGAGAUAAAAAAUCCAAAAAUUGAUGUAGUUACUUCAGAAAAAGCUAAGUUUAUGUGUGAACUUAAUAAAUUCUAAGAGGCAAUCGAAAUUUUUAAGGAGAUUGAAGAAAAAAAUCCUUCAAAUAAUACAUUUUUUAGUUAUUGGGCUUUUGCACACAACUGUAUCAAAUAGCAUGAUUUUGCUAUUUAUUACAGCAGAGAAGGGUAAAAGGCAGAUCCAUAUGAUUGGUUCGCUCCUUAUAAUUUAGGUUAUGCAUUCCUUAAAAAGAAUAGAAUAGGCACUGCUAUUUAAUUUUUAAAUGAAGCUUAAGAAGUAGAAGAAAAAAUAGAAAUAUCACUAGCUCUUGGACAAGCUUAUCUAGAAAAUCAAGAAUUUUUUAUUGCAGAAGAUCUAUUUUAAAGAGCAAUAGACAAUAACCCUAGUUGUAGUUAUUUGCCAUAUUAUUAUAUGGCAAUAACUUAAAAAUAACUUAAAAAAUAUGAUGAAGCUUUUGAGCACAUUUCUUUUGCAGAUGAUUUAAAUCCUAAUAAUGAAGAUAUUCAAAAGUUAAAAGCUGAAAUUGAAAGGUUAAAAUGA